AUGCGCUGGCCCUCAGCGCCGCAAAAAUCCCGCUACAUCCUCCCGGGCCUGCUGAUUCUUGAAUUCGGCUGCCUGACCGCGCUGUUCGGCCUCUUCGGCUACGCAAACCCCAAUACCUACCGCAGCGCCCUGCUGGACGACGGCGUGGCCAGCGGCUUCGUCGCGAAAUCUACGUACACCCCCGGGAGCACGGAUGUGCCGCUUGUGUGGCGGCCUGUCGCAACAACAGUGAGCCUGUACCUCACGCUCGCCUCCUUCCUGUGCAUGGUCCUGCAAGCGACGCUGUACAUCCUGUCCCUCUGCCCACCGCAAGCACUCGCACUGGUGCAGGUGAUCAUGCUGUCGAUCUGGAUCGCGAUCAUAGCGAUCUACCAAGCCGGCGUGAACUCGGAGACGCCAUGGUUCCUGACACAUAGCUGCGCGGACGUGUACUACCCGCGCAACCGCUCGCCGUGCUUGCAGGCGAAGGGGCUGUUUGGGAUUUCGAUCGUCCUGGUGGCGAUUUAUGUUGCGGUGGGCGUUUGGUGUGUUGUUGUUACGGUAAUGGGGGUUAGGUUGAGGUUGAAGAGUGAGGGGAGGGAAAGUGAGGCCGGGAAGGAUGUGGAGUUGGUGCAAGGGAGGAGUGCGGAGGAGCCGGUAGUGGACUAUGCAUACCAGCAGCCGCAGACGCCGGGGAGAGUGCCGGUGACGCCGUAUUGA
Tricharina praecox is the source of this 699-nucleotide messenger RNA. RefSeq lists its product as uncharacterized. The record is from RefSeq and is a predicted model, not a curated record. The transcript is spliced from 2 exons. The coding region runs from base 1 to 699 and encodes 232 amino acids. NCBI's taxonomy places the organism in Eukaryota, Fungi, Ascomycota, Pezizomycetes, Pezizales, Pyronemataceae.